UUCACAGCGUGGUUUCCCUGGCAACGACAUUACGCUGAUAUUUAUUUAUUCAGCAACAUGGACAUCCAAGAGCGAACUAAGACAGAUGUCCGGGGCUUUGGAGACAUAGUUGACAUGGAGGAGGAACACUUCGCUGCUUCCAGCUCCUCAGCUGCAGAAACAGCCUUUGAUAAUAUUAUUGGCCUUAUAGAAGACAUCAUCAUGGAGGAGGAGUUCCAGCAGUGUCAGCAAAGCUUCAUGGAGAAAUACUACAUGGAGUUUGAAGAUUCGGAAGAAAACCAGCUGAGCUACACACCCAUCUUCAAUGAAUACGUGAACCUGCUGGAAAAACAUCUGGAGCAGCAGCUGGUGGAGAGGAUCCCCGGCUUCCACAUGAACACCUUCAUCGAGCUGUUUAUGCAGCACAAAGACAAAGUGUCAGACGACAUCCUGAACAUGCUGCUGACCUUCACGGACUUCAUGGCCUUCAAGGAGAUGUUUCUGGAGUACAGAGCUGAGAAAGAAGGCCGCAAUCCCGACCUGAGUCAGUGCCUGGUGAUCACAUCGGCGAUCUCCUCGGGCUCCGAACACUCCGGCUCUGCUGACCUGCAGUGAUUCACGCUCUCCAAAGAGAAAACAAACACUGGGAUUGCCUCGUCCGCCACACGUCUGUGUAAAUGUUACGGUUCCAGCCUUCCCGAUCGGUUCCUCACUCACAGGUUUUGAAGAGGCGAUCUUCGUGUAGUGGAAGCUGUCGACAGAAUAAACAAGUAUUUUCUUUAAUGAAAUUAAAUAUGUCAGCAGAACUGAUAUAUAUGUUUUAUGACGUUGUAAAUGAUUUUGUGAACUUGAUACCUGUGAAAGUGAUUUGUGAUUAGCUUUUGGUACGAUGUUCAAAGUUUUUUCUGCUUGUUUAGAGAAACCUGAACGUUUUCAUGCAGACGGUUUAUUUACGUCACUUUUAAAACACUGCGGUGUCACAUUUGUAUAAAAAGAUGACAACGUUUUCAAAUAAACAGAUAAAA
Salarias fasciatus (jewelled blenny) is the source of this 1004-nucleotide messenger RNA. It is a transcript of the gene arl2bp, whose product is annotated as ADP-ribosylation factor-like 2 binding protein. The record is from RefSeq and is a predicted model, not a curated record. Lineage: Eukaryota; Metazoa; Chordata; Actinopteri; Blenniiformes; Blenniidae. The transcript has 7 exons. Gene Ontology annotation, biological process: positive regulation of tyrosine phosphorylation of STAT protein; maintenance of protein location in nucleus. Gene Ontology annotation, cellular component: mitochondrial intermembrane space. The coding region runs from base 58 to 594 and encodes 178 amino acids.